GAAAUUCCUUUCACGUGUUUUUGUGGAACAACAUCCGUAUCAGAGGGUCCACGCAUAUGAAUGAGAAUCUCCGGCAGUGAAACAACAUGGACAGAAGUCGUGUCAAAGUUAUUUUGUUCGAUUUGGACAACACGUUGAUUGAUACAGCUGGAGCGGGACGGAUUGCCAUUGAAAGGGUUUGUGACUUCUUGAAAACUUCGCUUGGACACGAGGAAAUCAUUAGGGAUAUAUGUCAGAGGUUUGCCGUCAAGCUUCGCCACGAAUCUUUCGACCCUAACUAUGGCAGAAAUAUCGACGAGGUUCGCAUUGAUCAUUGGCAACAAUCGAUUCGGGAAUGUGAGGGAGUGGAUCGGGGCAGACCUCUGGCGGCGGAGUGCUACCGCAUUUGGAAAGGUACUCGUCUUCAACUGCUGACCUUUGCUCCCCCGGUCCGCACGAUGCUCGAGGAGCUCAGGAAAACACACAGGUUGCUACUACUGACCAACGGAGAGUCGCAGACCCAACGAGAGAAGAUCCAGGCGGUGGGCUGUGCGGGAGAGCUAUUCAGUGGCUUGGUUGUAGGGGGAGAACACCCGGAGGAGAAGCCCGCUGUCUCCAUCUUCACGCACUGCUUCCGCCAACUGGGUGUCCUGCCCCAAGACUGCAUCAUGGUGGGGGACUCUCUGGACACUGACAUUCAGGGGGGAUUUAAUGCUGGGGUUCGUGCCACUGUGUGGGUCAACCCUAACGGCCAGAUACCCCUGGAAGGCUCGGUUAGACCAGAUUACACAAUUGCAACUGUGCUGGACCUACCUGGUGUGCUUGCCGCCUUGAAAUAAUGUAUACACUUAAACAAACUAUUUAUGGAUGUGAUGAGAACAAUUCUUUGUAUUAUUGUUAUACAUGAAGCUGUUGUUGACUUUUUUGUUAUUUUGAGUGAUGUGCAGCUGAGGCGUUUUGAAACACUGAAAUGAAUAAAGAUACUAUUGCAUUA
Molecule: messenger RNA, 973 nt
Organism: Engraulis encrasicolus (European anchovy)
Lineage: Eukaryota; Metazoa; Chordata; Actinopteri; Clupeiformes; Engraulidae
Gene: nanp
Product: N-acetylneuraminic acid phosphatase
Exons: 2
Coding region: 87-818 (243 amino acids)
Biological process (GO): N-acetylneuraminate biosynthetic process; dephosphorylation
Molecular function (GO): N-acylneuraminate-9-phosphatase activity
Source: RefSeq, a predicted model, not a curated record